Messenger RNA from Mytilinidion resinicola, 4369 nucleotides. RefSeq lists its product as uncharacterized. Gene Ontology annotation, molecular function: sequence-specific DNA binding; DNA-binding transcription factor activity; protein binding. The coding region runs from base 167 to 4282 and encodes 1371 amino acids. Gene Ontology annotation, cellular component: nucleus. Gene Ontology annotation, biological process: regulation of ribosomal protein gene transcription by RNA polymerase II. The transcript has a single exon. The record is from RefSeq and is a predicted model, not a curated record. Lineage: Eukaryota; Fungi; Ascomycota; Dothideomycetes; Mytilinidiales; Mytilinidiaceae.
CUCCCGUUGCGCCCCAGAGCCUCAGAGCCCCCCGCACGCGUCGACUGCGCUGCCACCCCGCCGAGCCCGUCCGCGUCGCCGCCUCCGUCUGUCGCGCUGCAGACUGAUGCCGACAUCUCCUCUGCCCGCCCCCUACGAGUGCCGUCCCCCGUGAGGCACCCCCGACAUGCUGGCCACCCAUCCCGCGACCAGCCCUACGGCGCGUGGCCAUGUCGCCAGAGACGAUGCCGCCGUGCAGCCGCCGCCCGAGGAUACCGGCCGUGAUGCGCCUGCCCUCUUCUUUGCGGAGCCAGAGCAGACGGCCUUCCGGGACGCUCCCGACAGUCCUCAACCCGCUACUAUGCGUGCAGCUCCCGACACCAUACACUCUCCCCCGCAGACAAGCCCAGAGCCGGUCCGUGAAACUGUAAACGAGUCGCCCUUCGUUCCUGAACCGGCCAAUCCUUCUGCAGUCGUUCCUGAACAGGACCAUUCUGAUUCCCCCCUUCCGCUCUCUGAGUCCUUCCCGCCAACUCUCGAACCAGCCUUCGACGGCCAUGCAGUACCUCCUUUCGACAAGACCAAGGCCUGGGACCUCGAAGUCUUUUCUAGACAAGACUAUUCGGAACCCCUCCCUCCUGUGUCUGCGACUCCCGAGCUCGAUUCGGAAUUUCCCCAACAACCCUACAUAGGCGCAUGGGACGACAAACACGUCCCCAUAGCGACUGACGCUUCCAUUGUAGCCUACAAUAGGGCCGAAGCAGAGUACCAACUCAGAGAGGCAAUCGAAGCAGAGCACCGACUCAAAGAGGCAAAAUACGCACAGCCCGUAUCAACCCACGAGACUGCGCUUCCUGCGCAACUUGUCCGGAACAGCGACUCGCAGCGGAUGAGCGCUUUUGCGAGACUCAAGUUCGACGAUGGCUUAUAUUACAUGCACACCUACUCCCUAGAGCUUGGCCGUGACUCGGCUCAGUUCCGCCGCGAGCUGAAACGAAAGAGGCACGAGAAGCGGCCAACUAAUCGCAAACGAAAGAGGGAUCAAGCCGUGGACGACGAUCGAAAUGGCCUGGUCAGGACUCAACACAAGCGGAAGAGGGAAGACACCCUGAGCCACGGCCCUCGUAGCGUCAUCAGCGAAACCGGAGGUAUUGUCCGCGUUCCGGCACACGACGUCUCUGCCGAGUAUCAGCACCGUAGAGCAAGCGAGGCAUCUCAAUCAAUCAGCUCUUCGUCUCACCAUCACUCACAAGACCACUCACUUUGCAUUCCGAACGAGGAAGGUGAUACGUACGCACCGUCUUCUGUCAUGAUCGACGCUCUUCCAGAAGUCCCGCGAGACCUUCAAGAUCACGUUCCAGAUCCGAGAGCGUGUCCUUUCCUCCCAAUUCAUUCUAGGAAUGGACGCAACAAAGGAACCUCUCGGAAGCAUGGAAGGAUAGAAUACUACUUCCCUCUUGGCUACUGGCGGUUUCACGUCCUCGGAUCAAACGGCGUUUUCCACAAUGAUGAAUUUUACACACCUGAUGAGCCGCCGAUUCCUCUCCAGCACGACGAUGUGAUUCAAAUCGGCCAAGUCAAGUUCUCCUUCCAAUUACCGGAAAGUGAUCAAACCGAGGAUGAAGCGUCUUCACAAUCUAUCGGAGGGAGAAGCAGCCGUGGCUUGAGUUUCGCAUUUGAGAAUGGGCAAGGACAGUACGAAGAUGAGGAUGUGUCGAGCGAGGGCGAGGAAGAGCGUGAAAGUAUCGAUCCUCGAGCAAUACUCUAUCGAGUAAAAGGCUAUCGCCCGGACGAUAGUGAUGAAGACGAAGUCGAAGAGGAGGACGAGGACGACAGCGACGAAGACGCUGAAAGUGUUGACGACGAACCUCUAAGAAAGCGUAUGCAAAAGAAGCCCAAAAUGCAGACCCUGAAACUCAAAAUGAGUCAGAAGGGCCAGAAAGCUUCCCAUAUACCUGUUGCCAAGCAGAGUAAGAAGAAGAGCAAACCUCGGCGCCUUCCAUCACCUACCCCUCCGCCUCCGCCGCCGCCAAAGACUGUUAUCAAAAAGGUGCAGAAAGGGAAGCAAAAGGAAGCCGCAAAAGAAGUAGCCAAGGACAAAAGCAAACCGCCCACUAACGAGGUGGACAAGCCCAAAGAGAAGAAUGGCGAGGUUGUAAAACCCGCAGACAAUGAACCCCAAGCCAAGCCAGAGGCUGCAACGCAGUCGAAUGAUUCGCUUUCUGCCGGGACAAUCAUCACCCGCGAGAUAUGUGAGAGGUACUCAUUACACGAGUCCAUGAUUGGCCAGGAGUACAAACCACGCAAAGGUCCAGGACGGCCACCGAAAGACGGCUUCAUGUCCAAGCGUGAGAAGGCCGCAUUGGCAAGGAAAGCUAAAGAUGAUGAAAAGCUCAGGAAAUUAGGGAUAGACCCUAAGGAGGGAUCAGCUAUCAAAGAAGGUCCUAACCCUAAACUUGGUCGUGCACAGAAAGAGGGAAAUGGGGCUGAGAACGAAGAUGUGAAAAACUCGGUCGAAGGACAUGCGAAAACCGGAGCCUCCGAUCAAAGCAACGAGAAAAAGCCAGCUAAGAGCUCGAAGCCCCCACGCUCGCCUUCGCCUGUUAUGAAAGAGACAGACUACACGGAAGAAGAGCUUGCACGCCCACCAGCAAAUUAUGUUGUCAUGAUUCAUGAGGCAAUAUCCGCCUCUAAGACCGGGUCUCUCAACCUGCAGCAAAUCUACAGCGCCAUCGAGAGAAAACACCCAUAUUACAAGUUCCGAGUGGCGACCAACGGAUGGCAGAGCAGUGUGCGGCACAAUUUAGGCCAGCAUGACGCCUUUAAGAAAGGCGAGAAAGAGGGUAAAGGCUAUAACUGGGUGAUAAACCCAAGCGUUUCUAUUGAGAAAGAUCGGCGAAAACGAGCUACUCCACCUCCGCAGGCACGGCCACAAAAUCCAUACUACAGCAACCCUCAACAGUAUCCUACGAUGAAUUCACAGGGAGUGCCGCAGCCAUACUACCCGGGAUAUUCCCCUUAUCCACAGCCUCAUGGGGUGCAUGCAGAUGCCGCGGCUAGGGUCGGGACACCUGGCUCCAAAGACGUCCAGCCUUCUGGUCCUCGUCUACCUCCAAGCUUGGCUAGAAGCAAUGCGCCAGCGAACGUAGCAACAACCCAGGGUGCUUCAACCUACGCUUCACCGUGGGGAGCAGGAACGGAGAACGCAUCGAGGCCAUCUCACACCUCAGCCACCCAAGGUAGUGAUCCCUAUCCUCCUACUACUCAAGCUGGUCACGGAUACUCACCGUAUGGCCCUCCUCGUCCGCCUCUUCCUCCUAGCACACAAGGCGGCACAUAUGGCAUGCUUUUCCCCAAUACUUCAAACUCACAAGCCCACGCUGCCCCGUCGCCAUACCAGCAACCGUAUCCUGCAACAUCGCAAUCCCAGGCAUAUAGCGGCGCACAGCAUCCCUACCCGCCACAUGUCACCGCAGGACCGCCCCAAGCAGCCGCUCUUCCCAGAACUCAGCCACCGGAACCGCGACUCCAAUCGCGGUACCCACGACACAUCUCCAGGAGCGACGCUGACACACUCGAUGCAUUCCGCAGCACCUUCAUUGACAAGUCGGCAGAAGAUAAGGCCUUUGCAGAGCGUAAAGUUGAUAAUGCCAUCAGACAGAUCGUGUCGCCGGCGAGUGUCACCUCAGCACUCACUGAACCGGAGCUCAAUCUUGUUAAGAUAAUUACGCCUUUACUUAGUAAUAGUGCAUCGCAAGCCCCGCCACAAGCUAGCCAACCGCUAGGAGCUGUUGCAAGCCAAAAUGAGCAGAAAGAAGCAGGACCGAAACCCCCAUCAGGUCGUACGCUGUCUGAGCUUGCCACCAAUGCAGCUACAAUGGCAGCGUCAGAUGCAGUGAGUGCGGUGGCUGCUGACGCUAAACCUGCCGUCCCCGAAUCAACCUCAGUCUCAGGAUCUACGCUAGCGGCUCCACAGCUGAGCACGCCCCCUGGCUCAAACCGCUCAGACGAUUCCAAGGCAAAUCCAAAGACGCCUCCUCCGGCCAACAAGGCGCCCGCUCUCUCUACUCUUCCCGAUGCGGGCGGCCACGAUUCGUCCAACGCGAAGACGCGCCGGCCGACCGUCGAGCCUCUCACUCCCGUGCCGGGUAGUCCAAUGGUCGUGAAUCAACGGCCAUCUUCGUCCGCCGGCGCCAAGCGCGCCUUUUGCGAAGUGUCGGAAGACGAGAAUGCAUCGGCUGGGGAUGUGCUGGCAAAGGAGGGGAGUCCGAGUGCGAGUAAGCGAGCGAAGCAGGCUGAUUAAGACAUGCUCUAUCCAGCACUUGUUACCGCGACGUUUCUUGCUUAGACACGCGCGUUUAGGAAGUGCCUUUAGCGCAUGGCAGGCAGU